Messenger RNA from Arachis stenosperma, 2141 nucleotides. Its product is annotated as low affinity inorganic phosphate transporter 4-like. Gene Ontology annotation, molecular function: phosphate transmembrane transporter activity. Gene Ontology annotation, biological process: transmembrane transport; phosphate ion transport. Gene Ontology annotation, cellular component: membrane. NCBI's taxonomy places the organism in Eukaryota, Viridiplantae, Streptophyta, Magnoliopsida, Fabales, Fabaceae. The transcript has 2 exons. Bases 20 to 1585 code for a protein of 521 amino acids. The record is from RefSeq and is a predicted model, not a curated record.
ACUAACUAACUCAUCAAAGAUGUCAUCACUAGCGGUGCUUGAAGCACUGGACUCGGCAAGAAUGCAAUGGUACCAUGUAACCGCCAUAGUGAUCGCCGGGAUGGGGUUCUUCACGGAUGCCUACGACCUCUUCUGCAUCUCCACCGUCUCCAAACUCUUGGGACGAUUGUACUACUUCGACCCACAAUCACCGAAACCGGGAAAGCUUCCAACAACGGUGAACAACUUUGUGAUCGGGGUGGCGCUAUUUGGAACCCUCACAGGGCAGUUAGUGUUUGGUUGGUUGGGUGACAAGCUGGGACGUAAGAAGGUGUACGGUAUAACCCUCAUCAUUAUGGUUUUCUGCGCCAUCGGCUCCGGUCUCUCCUUUGGUCUUACCGCCAAGUCCGUCAUGACCUCGCUCUGCUUCUUCAGGUUUUGGCUAGGGUUUGGCAUAGGUGGAGACUAUCCUCUUUCUGCGACGAUAAUGUCCGAAUACGCCAACAAAAGGACACGUGGCGCUUUCAUUGCGGCGGUGUUCGCCAUGCAAGGCGUGGGGAUCAUUUUCGCCGGUCUAAUAUCGGUGAUCAUCUCGGCUCUCUUCUUGCACAACUACCCUGCUCCGUCGUACAACACGAACCCCGCACUCUCGACGCAACCGGAAGGCGAUUUUCUAUGGCGUAUCGUGCUCAUGAUCGGUGCAGUUCCCGCAAUGCUAACAUUCUACUGGAGGAUGAGGAUGCCGGAAACCGGUCGCUACACGGCCUUGAUCGAAGGGAACGCCAAGCAAGCCGCCACGGACAUGGCUAGGGUUUUGGACAUCGAGAUUCUUGCAGAACAAGAAAAGAUAGCUCAGUUCAAAUCAAUGAACCAAUACCCUCUCUGGUCCAACGAGUUCUUUCGGAGACAUGGCCGCCACCUCAUCGGAACCAUGAGCACGUGGUUCUUGCUGGACAUAGCUUUCUACUCUCAGAACCUUACUCAGAAGGAUAUCUUCCCUGCCAUGGGAAUGAUUCCCCAUGAGGUCAACAUGAACGCCAUUGAAGAAGUUAUGAAAACUUCACGCGCUAUGUUCUUCAUUGCUUUCUUCGGAACCUUCCCUGGCUACUGGUUCACCGUUGUCUUCAUUGAGAUUAUAGGAAGAUUCAAGAUCCAACUCAUGGGUUUCUUCAUGAUGUCGGUUUUCAUGUUCAUAAUGGGUGUCAAGUACGAAUACCUCAAAGAAGAGAGCAAGAUAUUGUUUGCUCUUCUUUACGGAUUGACGUUCUUCUUUGCGAAUUUCGGACCCAACAGCACGACGUUCGUGCUGCCGGCCGAGCUUUUUCCGACGCGUGUGAGGUCCACGUGUCAUGCGCUGAGCGCCGCGGCGGGAAAAGCCGGUGCAAUGGUGGGAUCAUUUGGGAUACAAAGUUAUACGGUGAAGGGUGACUUGCAUCAGAUAAGUCGCGCCAUGAAGAUUCUGGCGCUGACAAACUUUUUGGGAUUCUUGUGUACUUUCUUGGUCACCGAAACGAAGGGGCGGUCCUUGGAGGAGAUCUCCGGCGAAGAUGGUAGAGAGAGCGAUCUCACUCAGUCCACAAUUAUGACCAUGGAAAAUGAAAAAUAAACCGAGACGAUGUGAAAAUAUAUUGCAUAAUUAAUUAGUAUAUAUAUGGUAUUUGUAUUCAAUAUUGAGUAGUGCUAAGGAGACAAUGGCCAUAUACUAUCUAGAAUAACCAUUCGGAUAUCAGGGAUAACCAUCCGGAUACCAAGGAUAAUAAAUAUCUCAUAUUAUAAAAAGCUAAUUUUGGGUUCACCAAGAUUCAAACUCUUGACCUUUCGGAUCUGGAAUUCUCCAUAUCCUGAAACCACCCAUCCUAAAAGCGUAAUCUGAUAGGACAAUGUAACACUAAUAAUUAUAUCUUUAAUACUUUUUAAACUUUUAUUGUACACAUUGUACGCUUAGGUCAUUGAUUCUCUAUACUUUCUCUUCAAUAUUUUAGGAGAGACAAAAAAUAAUCAUGUUUUGUGUCACAGUUUGAUUAUAAAUUAUUGUGCAUAAUUAAUAAUGUGUGGGAUAUGUACGAUGUAAACUGUAAAGGCACGAGAUUGCCAAAUAAGUGUGAUGAACAUUUUGUACUUGUGUAUAAUCAUGCCCUCUCUAUUGGGAAAAUUUAUAUAUA